Messenger RNA from Arctia plantaginis, 384 nucleotides. The record is from the annotation of a GenBank genome assembly. Lineage: Eukaryota; Metazoa; Arthropoda; Insecta; Lepidoptera; Erebidae.
AUGGAUCUUGUAAUGAAAACUGUAGUUGAAAACCCGAGUUGGAUGGAUUUCUUUCAAGGUGCACAAUCAAAGAAAUUUAUUUUUGAAGAUGAACAGUGCUUUGUUAUUGAUGAAGAAAACAACAAGCAGGCACCGAUACAUUUCCUCGUGGUACCUAAAAAAACUAUUGCUCGGCUUGCGGAUGCGUCAGUGGACGACGAAAAAUUAUUAGGCCAUAUGUUGAUUGUAGCCAAACAGGUGGCACUAGAUAUGGGAAUCGACAGAACGGGAUAUCACGUGAUGGUCGAUGAAAAUCAUCGGGAAAAUAAAUUAAAGGCUUUGCAUGUUUUUGGAAGGGCUUUGCACCACAUGGUAUGGCCUACGGGGCCUGGAGCUCGGCUGUAG